Molecule: messenger RNA, 498 nt
Organism: Blepharisma stoltei
Lineage: Eukaryota; Ciliophora; Heterotrichea; Heterotrichida; Blepharismidae
Source: the annotation of a GenBank genome assembly
AUGAGCCAAGUCCAAGACCGAAACGUUGAAAACCCUUAUAGAUUUGGAGUUCUCAUUGGGAACUGGGUCGAAGAAAGAUACGCAACUGAGUUAUCUCAAAAGCCAAAAGCCCACAUUCCAUUACUUACAACAACCCAAGCAGUUCAUUCAAAACGAAGCACAGCUCAUUACUCAGAACCAAGCCCUUUAAUAGGCGACGAUGUGUUUAUUCCUAACCAAGUUUCCCAACGAGGCGUUGACCGUCACAUCUUUUUUGGCCACGGCCCAGAUCAGCAGGAUUUUGAACAGCGAGAUUUCCGAACCACUUAUGAACUUACAACUGCCAAUAAAAUUCAAGCCCACAAGACCAUCGAAAGCCAUUUUAUCCCUCCUCCACCAGUCCCAAGACCUCAGAGUAUUGCAGCUAAUACAGGAAAGGAAAUGCUGAAGCCUAAGGCUUAUAAUGAGUUUACAAAAAGCUGUGAUGCGGGAUUCAAUAAAAUAGGCUUAAGGCGUUAA